CAUUGUGCCCUGUCCCCGUGGCAUUUUCAAGCUAGGUUAGCUGUCAAUUCACUCCACCGCAUCACGGCAGGGACGCUCCGGGCUGUGCAGACUCCUUUUGCAAAUACCUUUGCUGCAUCGCACAAUGGCUGUCCCUCCAGCAUACUCAGACCUGGGCAAGGCUGCCAAAGAUAUAUUCAGCAAGGGAUAUGGCUUUGGUGUUGUGAAGCUGGACCUCAAGACCAAAUCACAAAGCGGAGUGAUGGAGUUCAACACAUCUGGCUCCAGUAACACAGAUACAGGGAAGGCCUCAGGGAGCCUUGAGACCAAGUACAAGAUGAAGGAGCUAGGCCUGAGCGUCAACCAGAAGUGGAACACAGAUAACACCCUGGGUACUGAAGUCACUGUGGAGGACCAGCUGGCUCAAGGACUGAAAGUUGGCUUGGAUACAUCUUUUGUACCAAACACAGGCAAGAAGAGUGGCAAGCUCAAGACUGGCUACAAGCGUGACUAUAUGAAUAUUGGCUGCGAUGUUGACUUUGAGGGUCCCAUUAUCCACGCUUCUGCUGUGUUGGGCUAUGAAGGCUGGCUGGCAGGCUAUCAGAUGGCCUUUGAUAUGGCCAAAUCCAAACUGGCUCAGAACAACUUUGCACUCGGAUACAGGGCCGGGGACUUCCAGCUUCACACCAAUGUUAAUGACGGGACUGAGUUUGGCGGCUCCAUCUACCAAAAGGUAAAUGACGAGCUGGAGACAGCGGUUACUCUGGCCUGGACAGCUGGCAGCAACAACACUCGUUUCGGCAUUGCUGCCAAAUACAAGCUGGACAAAGAUGCCUCUCUGUCUGCCAAAGUGAACAAUGCCAGUCUGAUCGGAAUAGGCUACACCCAGAGCCUUCGACCAGGUGUUAAGGUCACCCUCUCAGCUCUCAUUGAUGGCAAGAACUUCAACGCCGGCGGACACAAAGUCGGCAUGGGCUUCGAGGUUGAGGCGUAAACACAAAACCUACCAAUAAAGAAGAAGAAGCCCACUUCAGCACUUAGUUUUCGGCACCCUCCUAUCACGAUAACUUGUCUCCUUCUCUUGUCUCUGGACUCUCCCUCACACACCCCUCCCUUGUUCAUACUUCUGAUGAGCAUUUCUGACAGUAAUAGUCAAGUCUUAGCAUUAUGCUUAAAAAGUUGUGAGGCUGAUCCUGAAACUGGCGGUGCAUAGUUGUGGAGAAUUGUUUUUAUGGCGUUUGAAAUAACUAUUUAUUUCCCUGUAGGUCUUGAAUGAAGUAGUUGUUGGUGUAGCUCAUUUAAAGCUUCAGUACUGAGUUAUUACUGCAUUCCUAAAAGCAUGUCAAAUGAAGGGUUGGAUGCAGAGCUUAAAGCUUAUUUGCUUGGUUAAAAAAGGUGUAGAGUGUCUCUCGUCUCUUUAUUUUUGUAUCCAUUUGAACGGUUUUGGCUUUUUUUGCUGCAAUCCAAGGACUAUUUAAUCCAUGUCAUUGUUUUCAUACAACACAUAUCAUUAAAUAUUGAAGUAGUGGUGGAAGACCGAUUUCUGGAAUGACGACAUGAAAGAUGUUAGAUCUAUUCUUGCACAUGUCUCAAAAUGCUCUUUUAGCCCUUUGUGACUUCUGUUUUUGGUAGGUGAAAUCAACAUAAUGGAAUCUUCUGGUAGCUCUUUGGGUUUUUUUUUUUUUUGUUUGUUUUUUUUACAUUUCUGCAGUGUUGUUUUCAUCUAUCUGUCUCAGCUCAGCGGUCACAAUGAAAGUGAGGCUAUUUUGCUUCUGUAUCUCAGAGGCACCAGGCAUCUUAACUUGACUGCCAGCUGUUUCCUCUUGUUGCUCGGGGACCUCACUCGUUGCUGUCAGUGAUCGCGUCUUCAAAACUAUCUCCACUCUUAAGCUCUGUAUACUAAAGUACAGGUGCUUGUCCUCCAAGUAAUUCCAGUUGAAACGCUUGAGGAGUGUUGUGUCCCCACAUCUGUCCUGUUACUUUGGUUGGAAAUCCUGCAUCAGAAUGUGUUUCUUUUUCAUCUUAUGUUGUCAUUAUUAUUAUUAUUAUUAUGAGACUUUCUUUUUCUUUGUCACAUAGACACAGUACCUCAAGAGAACUCUAAUAAUAAAAAAAUGGGAAAACAGCA
This is a messenger RNA of Neolamprologus brichardi, 2107 nucleotides long. The record is from RefSeq and is a predicted model, not a curated record. NCBI's taxonomy places the organism in Eukaryota, Metazoa, Chordata, Actinopteri, Cichliformes, Cichlidae.